UUAAACUAAGCAUUAGUACGAGGUUGAAUCAAGUUGCAUUGUGCUCCUGAAUUUUAUAUUUUUCCAAAAUUUUCUUUUAUACCUAUUUUUUUUUAAAUUGCUCACUUUAAGAUAUUGAAUUGCACAGUGACAGCUUUUAGCAAACACAAAAAUGCCAAGUGCACUCGUUCUACUCGCCGAAGGUGCAGAAGAAAUGGAAACCGUCAUUACAGUCGAUGUUUUAAGACGGGGAGGAAUAGAUGUGACACUUGCAGGGAUUGAUGGUAGUGAUCCAGUUGUCUGCAGUAGACAGGUGAAAAUUGUUCCUGAUAAGAGUCUUGAUGAAGCUUUGAAAUCUGGUCCUUAUGAUGUGGUGGUUUGUCCAGGUGGAGCAGGAGGAGCAAAUAAUCUCUGUCAGUCUGCAGCAGUUGGGAAUCUGUUACAAGACCAAGAAAAGGGUGGACGAUAUGUAGCUGCUAUUUGUGCAGGUCCAACAGCUCUGAAAGCUCACAAGAUAUGUGGUGGAAUAACAGUUACAUCUUAUCCAAGUAUGAAGGAUAAAAUGGUGGACGGUGGGUACAAGUAUUCAGAAGACCGUGUUGUUAACGAUGGUAAGGUGAUCACCAGCAGAGGACCAGGAACAACUUUCGAAUUUGCUUUGAAAAUUGUUGAAAAAUUGCAAGGAGCUGAGAAGGCCAAUUCAUUGGUCAGUCCAAUGCUUGUCAAGAUGUGAUUGGAUAAUUUAGAAUGGCAGAGUUUGGUGCUUGUUUGUUGAUGUUCCCAUAGUGACAGAAAAGACUGAUAUAAAAAUUCAAAUGUGUGAAAAAGAUCACUAUAGCUCACAUAUUGUGGUUGAAUCAUAAAGACAUAUAUUAAACUAAAUCAUGUGUUAAUCUGACGAAUUAUAAACCUUUGUUGACUAUAGUGUAAAAAUUGUUUUUAGUUUAUGCUUUCUUUGAUAAACUCUGUUUUUAGAAUCUUUGUGAAGAAUUUGAUUAUAAAGAUGAUUUUCUGAAGGAAGAUUUAGUUUUUGUUCGAAGUAUGGACUAUUUAAUUUUUAAUUGAUCAGAUGAUUAUAGCACAAUUAAAAAUAUUUUUUUCCAUUGUCAUAUUUGAUUGAAAAAUUUUAAAUCUGUUACAGUGACUUGACUGUAAGUGUUGCUAUCCAAAUUUUUCAGUCUGACAGUUUUGAUUUGAUGGAAAAUUUGCAAUUUGGUCAGAUUUUGAAGAAACUGCAAUAGGUGGACAGUAACACUUACAAUCAAGUCUAAGUAAAUAUUUUUUUAUGUAGAAUCUCUGAAAAAAAUAAAUAGUUCAUGCGUCAACUGUGCCAUAACAUUUUUUGUUGCAUUGUUAUUUUCAAGUAUUGCCGGACAUUUAUAAAAUAUCAUGUUUUGUUGUUUAAAAAUAAAAAUUUGAUAAAAAAUAUUGUAUUUUGCAUAUCUUUAAGCAGUUAAUUCAGGCUAUUAUAAGGUUACACUUUUAGAAUAAGGUUGGCACAGUCUAUAAUCUAAAGAUAUUCCUACAAUCCAAUUCCAAGGAUGAUUCUGUGAUACAUAAGAUAUUUGGAAAAAAAUCUAAAAUUUAUUAUCAGACACACUUGUAAGAAAAGUUUGACUUUAAUAUAUUUCAUAAUUAAAUAACUGUUAAUCAAUUUUUCAUUAGCAUUUAAUUAUAGCUUUAUAUAAUAGCAAAAAAAAUUAUUGUGUAUAGAUAUAAGAAGAUGUGGUAUGAGUGCCAAUGAGACAACUAUGUCCCUGUAUUUGAUUUUUUUCCUACCAUAAUUACUUAUUUAAUGAUUGAAAGGGAGAUAAUAAUGUAACAAAGUCCAUAUCAAAAACUGAUGUAAAGCAUGUCCAGAGUUAUCUCCCAUGGAUACAAUAUAGAUUCUACAACUGCAUGGAGUGUGAUGCAAUAUUUCUUCAUUCAAGAGAGUAAAGUUUUCAAAUUAGAAAUAUAAGCAUGCCUAUCAUUCCAAAUGUCUAAAAUUUAACUGUUGAUAGUGGAGAAAUUGUAUUGCACAAUAUUAUGUGGUGGAAUCUUUCUCUUAGACAAUAAGUAAGCAAGCUUUAUCUUUCUUUUUCAUUGAUGUUCUUUGUAAAGUCUUCAGACACAGUUGCCUUUUUCAUGACAUUACAAUAGCAAAUUCAGAGGAAAGCAAGAAAAUUUGAUGUCAUUAUUGAAUUUUGGCCAAUGAAGAACUGAGAUUAAACAAUCAACAUUUUGAUUUAUAUAUUAUAGAAAAUAAUCAACAGGUCUGUUUGAGUAUAAAUUAGCAUCCAAUUAGAGAAAUCAUGUAUACAUGUAUAAUAUUUUCACAGAAUAUCUAAAAAAAAUAUUUAUCUUAUUACUUCUCAGAACUGAAAAUAAUUAAUAACUAUUGUAUACUUUUCUAUCAAAUUAAAAUUAAACAUCAAUGUGAUAAAGGUUUUAACACCUAAUACAAACUCUUUUUCUUAUUAGUGUGCCUGAUUAUUCAUGGGAGUAUUUUUCCAAACUUUUGAUGAAACAAAAAGUCUGCGAUUGAAAUUGUAUGGGAAUAAUACUAACAGCCCUUCUCUAGCAAUUGUCAAAUUUGAUAGCAGUUCAACAACUUAAUAAAUUCAAUUUCAAAAUUCUUUUGACUCUUUAGUAUUAUGAAAAGGCAAAGCCUUGUGAAUAAGUGCAGUAAUAAAAUAAAUAGAUGACACAGA
Messenger RNA from Mytilus californianus (California mussel), 2672 nucleotides. RefSeq names its product Parkinson disease protein 7 homolog. Gene Ontology annotation, biological process: guanine deglycation, glyoxal removal; protein deglycation, glyoxal removal. Gene Ontology annotation, molecular function: protein deglycase activity. Gene Ontology annotation, cellular component: nucleus; cytosol. The transcript has 5 exons. The coding region runs from base 152 to 712 and encodes 186 amino acids. NCBI's taxonomy places the organism in Eukaryota, Metazoa, Mollusca, Bivalvia, Mytilida, Mytilidae. The record is from RefSeq and is a predicted model, not a curated record.